Molecule: messenger RNA, 510 nt
Organism: Caretta caretta (loggerhead turtle)
Lineage: Eukaryota; Metazoa; Chordata; Testudines; Cheloniidae
Gene: CHURC1
Product: churchill domain containing 1
Biological process (GO): positive regulation of DNA-templated transcription; fibroblast growth factor receptor signaling pathway; multicellular organism development
Molecular function (GO): zinc ion binding
Source: RefSeq, a predicted model, not a curated record
CGCCCCUAAACCCUCCCAGGGCUGGCAGCUCUCGCGAGACGCGAUGCUCCCGGAAGCCGGAAGUGGCGGCGGCGGCGUCAUGUGCGGGGGCUGCGUGGAGACCGAGUACCCGUCCCGGGGGAACACCUGCCUGGAGAACGGAUCUUUCCUGCUCAACUACGUGGGGUGUGUGGAGUGCAACAAGAGGGACUUUGUGCUGAUUGCAAACAGAGCAACGGAGGAGGAGGAUGGAGAAGAAAUCAUCACUUAUGACCAUGUGUGUAAGAAUUGUCAUCACAUGAUAGCCAGGCACGAAUAUACAUUCAGCGUGGUGGACGAUUACCAGGAGUACACCAUGCUGUGCCUGCUGUGUGGCAGGGCCGAGGACUCCAUCAGCAUCCUGCCCGAUGACCCUCGCCAGGCGGCCCCCUUGUUCUGAAGCUGCCGCCAUGGGUUUGCAUCCAGCCUCGCCAGGCUGUUGGCAAAGCGAUGGCGGGUUACAGUCAUUAAACACGUGCCCUCUGUUGUGAA